Messenger RNA from Ruditapes philippinarum (Manila clam), 5822 nucleotides. Its product is annotated as netrin-1-like. Bases 1298 to 3169 code for a protein of 623 amino acids. The transcript has 6 exons. Gene Ontology annotation, molecular function: protein binding. The record is from RefSeq and is a predicted model, not a curated record. Lineage: Eukaryota; Metazoa; Mollusca; Bivalvia; Venerida; Veneridae.
CAAAGCAAUCUUAGAUCGACACACGGAUAGGUUGAGAACAGAUGAAUCCUUUUGUGAAGGUAUUUCUUUAAAACGGUGCGAGCGUAAUGUAAACUUUAUCCACAUUUCGGUAAUUGAAUAGUGCAUACCGUAUUUUUUGCAUUAAUUUAAUUUUGGAAAAUAUGAAAAUGUAAACAAUUUUUGGCAGUUUGCUAAACACAUUUGAGAUUAUGAUUGACAUAUGGGUAGGCGGGGCACGGAAUUAGUUCGAGUGGAUAAUUCCUUCAGUAAUUGAGACUCAGUUUUGAUGGAUAUUCAAGAGCCGUUCUAUCCUUUGACAAAACAAUUGGUUGCCAAUCAAAUAAACGCUAAACGCAUAUGUAUCAGUAGUGUGAUAGAUAUCAUUAUAUUGGUGUGUAUGUAACGGAUUGCACAAACUCUUGGGAAUGUUUAAGCUAGGCUUUCACUUAAUUGUUACUUUUCACACCUUAUUUAAGUUGCGCUUAUAUUCUAAGUAAACAUUUUAUUUUGUAUAUUUAUUGUAAACAUUUUAUUUGCUAAGUAUUCUCUCACAUUUGAAAAGGAUAAAAGGGCACGUAUCGAAAGUAGAUUUUCAUUUUUCAAAGUGAUUUUGUCACGGACGUUCUCAUUGGCGGAUUAACGAUUCAGUGUGUUACUACGCGGGUAAAGUCCCAAAGGCGAAACGGAAGAUGCGUGUGUCAUUGCUUUUAUUGCAUUUUGAGCUUCAGUUCACAUAAAAUAGUCCUUAUCUAGAUGCUCUGUCAAUUAGAUAGGUUUUAAAAUUUCAACGAUAACUAUUGUACUAGCUGGAGUUAAAUCAUACGGAAUUGGAUCUUUGAGUCAAGUGUAUACGACAAUAAUUACAACAUAUACAUUUCAACAGGAUUUUAUAACAAUUUUUAACAAAUAUACUUUGUAAAUAUUCUUCGGAAUUUUGCAGUAACAGUGCGAAUUUUUGGAGUAUUUUUGCUCGCAAAAAAUAAAUAACAAAAAAACUUGGGUUUUAUUAAUUAAAAUGUGAACGGAAAAUACAUAUAAGCAAAAGAUGAAAGGAGCAGUUAUAUGAUUGAGUAUUCCAGAACGGUGAACAGAUGGCUGAUUUUAUCAUCAUUCUUUGAGAUAAUGAAGUCUGUAAGCGGCACGUGAGGUGGCCAGGGUGAAUAUAAAACAAUUAUUCCCGUCAUAUUACAUUAUUUGAAGGAUUUAUUUGUGUUUUGGGAAAAAAUAUAUAUCUAUCGGAUGGAUCAUUAAAAUAAAUGGAGGUAUAAGUUUUGUAAAUAAAGUCAGUUCUGUGUUAAUGUUUUCAUGCUUUUAUAAGAAAUCAUCAAAGAGGACAGACAUGACUAGAUAUAUGAAGAUGGAGUCAUUUUUUCCACUUGGAUUAUUAUAUCUUAUAGUUUCUGUGUCGUGCAACGCGUCAUUUCUAGACAUUUUUACAGACAACCAAAUUCCCGACGACCCGUGCUACGACGAGGUUGACGAACCAAAAAGAUGCAUUCCUGACUUUAUUAACGCCGCGUUCGGUAAAGAAGUUGAGGCUUCGAGCACGUGCGGAAACCCGCCAAGCCGAUACUGUACGUCCAGUUCCGACCUAGAGGAUAAUAUUAUUAGAAGUUGUUAUAUAUGCGAUGCUAAUCAUAACAAGAGGCAGCAUCCGUCAUCAUAUCUAACAGACCUCAACAAUCCAAAUAAUUUGACAUGCUGGAUGUCGGAACCGUUCGUGCAAUUCCCGCACAAUGUUACUUUAAAAUUAUCUUUAGGCAAAAAAUUUGAAUUGACUUACGUAAGUUUACAAUUUUGUUCCGCAAAACCAGAUUCCAUGGCUAUUUUUAAAAGUAUGGAUUAUGGUAAAACAUGGAUUCCAAUACAGUACUAUUCCAGCGACUGUAAGAAAAUGUACCAAAAAUCUUCUCGUGCGGUGGUCUCCAAAGCGAACGAGCAAGAAGCCCUCUGCACAGAGGCUUACAGUAGCAUAGACCCGCUGAGCGGCGCACGGGUCGCAUUCAGCACGUUAGAAGGUCGUCCUUCUGCCUAUGACUUUGACAACAGUCCAGUGUUACAGGAUUGGGUAACUGCCACUGAUAUCAUUAUAGUUUUCAACAAGCUUAAUACGUACGGCGAUGAGAGAAAUCAAGCUGUGAUUGCACGUGAAAGUUACUAUUACGCUUUGUCGGAUUUUGCUGUCGGCGGUAGAUGUAAAUGUAAUGGACAUGCAUCCAAAUGUAUUACCGACCGCGAUGGUAACCUUGUAUGUGACUGUAAACACAACACCGCCGGGCGGGAUUGUGAAAAAUGCAAACCUUUCCAUUAUGACCGCCCAUGGGCACGUGCAACUGCUCGGCAACCAAACGAAUGUAUUGCCUGUAACUGUAACCUUCACGCCAAGCAUUGUCGAUUUAACAUGGAGCUGUACGAAUUGUCGGGAUACACAAGUGGCGGCGUGUGCCGGAAGUGCCGACAUCAAACCGAAGGCCGGUAUUGCAACCACUGUAAGGAGGGGUUUUACAGAGAUAAAAGAAGGGAUAUUACCCAUAGAAAAGCUUGCAAAGCAUGCGACUGUCAUCCAGUUGGGGCCCUUGGUAAGACGUGCAAUGCAACUACUGGACAAUGUCCGUGUAAAGACGGGGUCAUCGGCCUAACCUGUGAUAGGUGUGCACCGGGAUAUCAACAAAGUAAAUCGCCAAUCGCCCCUUGCAUAAAAAUACCUCAAAAGCCAGGACCAGGUCCACGUCCAGACAAACCAGACCGCGGUGCUUGUGACAAUAAAUGUAAUAACAACAAAAAAUUGAAACUGAAGAAAUACUGCAGACGACACUUUGCUGUAAAAGCAGAAGUUGUUGCCAAACAAAAUGUUGGAGAAUGGGUUAAAUUUACCGUCAACAUCCUGAGCAUCUACAAGAAAUCCCCGGACAAGAAUCUAAAUAGGCGUGGCGAGACGUUACUGUGGGUACCAAAACAAGAUCUGCGAUGUAAAUGUCCAAGAAUUAAACUUAAAGAAAAGUAUUUAAUAGUUGGAAAAUUGAAUCCAACUGUGUCUAGACCUGGCUUAGUCGCAGACAGGCGAAGUAUUGUUCGGGCUUGGAGAACAAAAUGGCAGCGCCGGUUACGGAAAUACAUGAAAGCGGAAGCACGUGGUAAAUGUCGGCGCGUGGGGUAUGACGAAGACUAACGUAUUACAUGAUAUCUAAAAAUAUAUGUAAAUAUUUAAUAUACCUCAUUUUCCGUGAUAAAUUUUACAGAACAUGGAAAGACAUUUUUUAUGAAAACGAAAAAGAUUGUCCCGAAACUAAAGUUGAAAAGACAUGUACUGGGAUAAAACAAAUACUCAAAGUAGUGAGAGAGGACUGUGAAGCGAAAAGUGUGAAUGGAAAAAUCUGACUUUUUGUGUGAUGAUUCAAUGUUGGAAGACUAAAUUAGACAGUGAUUAUCACAAUACAUUACAGGUGAUACUGUUAAUUUAUAGUUUUUAUUUACGUUUUAAAAGCUGUUGUGUAUGUGCUUGUCAAAUUCAGUUGAAGCGGCGCUUUUCUUCCAUUAUCAGAAAAGCUAUAAAUAUGUGGUUGUGAAACGAUGUUUAUUUUCUUUAUAAAAAAAAGUUUAUUUACUAUAGAUAGCAUUUCUGACUUGUUAUUGUGACAUUUAUAGUAAAAUUCAUCGUGUAAUUAGUGAAAAUUACGAAGAAAAGUGUUAGUAGACAUUGCUAUUGGAAGGCAAUUUAGUUUACGGAUAUAAAAGAGAAAAUGUACACGUGGCGUAACAUGUGACGUAAUCUGACACGUGAUUCCGUCAACGUUAACGAAGUAUUCGGAAUAUUGCAGAUGAUAUUGACAUUAAGCACGUGACUGCGGGAGGCAGACACGUGACUUUGAGACACGUGGUAGCAGAGAGGCCAGUAGUGAUAGAUUUUUGCUAAAGUAGGAUAUAAUUAUGUAUCCUACACAACCUUCACUUGGUACACUUAUAGAAACACUGCAAUUUUAUUAUUAUUCUAUAUGUAAUGAAAAUUGUUCAUGUUUGCUUUAACAAUACAUAUAUUCCCAUACAUUAUAAAAGCUUGUUUAUGACAUGAAAUUUUAGAAAAAAGAGCACCUUUAAAAGUAUUUCCCUCCUAUCUUUGAUUAACUUGUAUAAAACUAUCAAAAAUUAAAAAUCAAUGUACUAUGAUACAUGUUUUUACAAUCGUUAAAGUUUAUUUUAUGCUAGACACUAUUUUCACUGUGUUGAACUUGCUAAGUAGUAAACCAUUUAUUUCUUGUCAAAGUUUUUUUCUUGUGUAUUUUGAUUUUUUCCAGGUAACGUUUAAAGUGAGAUAAAAGCAAAUUCGUAGAUAACCGAUGAUUUUCUAAAAUCAUUAUCUAUAUUUUUGCAUUUGUGUACCUUUUUUCCGGAAAAUUAGACACCUUUAUUUGCAAAAGAAAAGUAAAUAAUAAAGUAUGAUAUGAAAAAAAACACUGCAAUUUAUUUCUUACUACAAUAUUCGCACUUUCAUAUGAACUCUUUUAGUAUUUAUAAAUUAUCUAUCUAAUGUUUCAUGCAUAGACGCAUUUAUUUCUCAAUCUUGCACGCACGCCAGACAGAAUCUGAAAUUACCUAGAAGUGAAUGAAUAAAGUAUCAACAGAACAUACUAAUAUUGACAAAAAAAUUAUAAUUCAUUACUGAGGAAUUUUUUUUAUAUAAAAGGUGUUGUUAAAACUGUGUUCAAGUCGAAAUAAUUUUAGUUUUAAGAAUUUUCAUAGCUUUUUUUCUAAAGAAUACUUUAGCUACUGAAUCGUCAAAUUUGUAGAAUAAUAAACCGGUUUUAAAAUACAAAAUUUUGUUACACAAUAUCUUUUAUUUCAAAUCUAUUUUUAUCAGGGUUUUUAAUGGUAAAACGAUGAUCGGCCUGAUGUAAGGUUCGUUUUGUUAAAUCUUGUCAUACACGUAUAUUGUCCAAUAAGUUAUAUUUGUAGGACUUUCUGUUCUUUUAAUGCAAAACACAGCUUAUCAAACAACAUUUUAGCUCGUGUCGCAAUGAUAUUAUAUUUUCACAUCGUACAGUACCCUUAAAAUAAACUCAUAAUAAAAAUAAAUACUGUUUUUCAAAACAUUUAAUUUUUCUUGCCUGCAUUAAUGAUUAAUAAAAGGCUUUAGCCAAAGGUCUAAAGUAACACUAUUUGGAAAAUGAACAGUUUGUUAUAGUUAAUUUAAUACGAGUAUUUUCUUUCGAGUAGCGCUGUUUUUCAAUCCAAAUCAGUCCUUGGCUUUGUUGAUACAUUGGGGAGAACCUGGUUGCAUUUAGUAUGAAAUAGAAUAUACUUUAGUUUAGCUAUAUUGUGAGAUUUUCUUUAAGUAUUUAAAUUAUUAAAAAUAAGCAAUCUUCAAAUUAAUAGUAAAUUUGCUUAAUUUUAUUUACAUCCCUUUUCUUACAAAUAAUUUACCCCCGAGCUGUUUCUGCAUCGUAUCUGGCGAAGUAUUUAAGUUUGUUUUACUUUUAAAGGCCAAUAUCCAAUCAUCUACCAUAGAAAAUUUGCUUCUCCCAUUUCUAUUUAUAGAAAUUGACCUUUAAUUUUCAAUAUAAAAUAUGAUAAAUUCAUUUAACCUUUAACCUUCCUCUCAUUAUAUUAUAAGUUUAUGUUUUGAUCAUUUUUGCGUCUAUUGCCUCUUUAACAUUCUCUUACAUUUUAUAUGCACAUUUGAUUUUUAUCUUUGUAAAUAGAGAAUUAAUUAUUUUCUGUAAAAAUUUGGUCAGUUUUUUUUUCAUUUGCGAUCAUAUUUAACUGUUAGUCUUAAAAUAACGACAAUAACUUCAUGUCUGUCUAUACAAUAAAAACAAAACAAACAA